Lutra lutra (Eurasian river otter) is the source of this 911-nucleotide messenger RNA. RefSeq lists its product as uncharacterized. The record is from RefSeq and is a predicted model, not a curated record. Bases 1 to 909 code for a protein of 302 amino acids. Lineage: Eukaryota; Metazoa; Chordata; Mammalia; Carnivora; Mustelidae. The transcript is spliced from 4 exons.
AUGGCUCUGGAAUUCAGUUUGGUGGUUUCUUAUAGAACAAAACGUGCAGUUACUACACGACUCCCUAUUUGCAGUUUUGGGGCAUUUAUCCUAGAGAAAUUAAAUCGCUAUUUCCACAAAAACCCGGACACAAAUGUUUGUAACAGCGUCAUUGAGGUGAAAGCAGUGGCCAAGGUCACCGAGCUGGAAAGAGCUUCAGGGCUUGGCUCUGAACUCAGACCUUCUGACUCAAACCCAGAGAGGCUGAGGCAGGAAAUCGGCAGGACAGUUCCUCCAGGCGCGCUGCUGUGCACUGGACUGUCCCCAGAUAAGGAGGUCUCCGGAGAGGAAGAGCCUGGGACAAAGAAGAUCUGCGCGGAUGUGGAGAACAGGAAAUGGCGCCAGCUGGGGUUUUCCCAGCCUCCCGAGGCAAGCAGCACCGGGAACCCAGCAGAAGGGCAGGCGGGCCGGGAGCGUGGACCUCGGGAGCCGCCCAGCCGCUGUGUCCGGCUCUGUGCACGGUGCUGGGCAGCCGCAGUCCCCACUCUCCAGGAUCUCACCAUCCAGGCAGGAGGCCCUCUGCAUUCAGAUCCCCUAUGCAAAGGAGGAUUCGAGAGGAGAAAAGGCCAUCUCGGGGUUCCAAUUCCUGCUGCCCAGCCCAGGCACGGAUGUCUAAAGCCCAUCUGGGACAACCGAGCUUUUGCAGUGUACAAGAAUAUGGUCGGGCUGAAGAAAGCCACUCCCAGAUGCCUUCCUAAAGCGAGUUGUAAUAAAAAGAAGGGGAGAAAGUGUGAGAGAUCCAGGCCUCCUGACUGCCAGGGUUCUGUCAAGCUGUUCCUGGCAUCAAGAAAUUCUGGCGGUGCCAUUUUGAUCUCAGGAACAGGACAGGUUUUCAUCAUAGCUGCCUUUGCAAAUAGAAAGCAGGGAUAGCA